This is a messenger RNA of Rattus rattus (black rat), 5998 nucleotides long. RefSeq names its product zinc finger protein 521 (gene Znf521). The record is from RefSeq and is a predicted model, not a curated record. Gene Ontology annotation, biological process: regulation of transcription by RNA polymerase II. Gene Ontology annotation, molecular function: RNA polymerase II transcription regulatory region sequence-specific DNA binding; DNA-binding transcription factor activity, RNA polymerase II-specific. Gene Ontology annotation, cellular component: nucleus. Lineage: Eukaryota; Metazoa; Chordata; Mammalia; Rodentia; Muridae.
GUGAGUGCAGGCAGGCUGACAAUGAUUUCCUCAGUGAUUACGUACAGAGCGAGUCCUCAGGGUUAGGGGCCCCUCUGGAGCCAUCCUGAUGGCUUUGGGGGGCCUUGCUUCCAUUUUCCAUUAUUAUGUGGACUACCGGAGCGACAGCGCAGUCCAAGACCUUGCAGGAUGUCUCGCCGCAAGCAAGCGAAACCGAGAUCCCUCAAAGACCCCAACUGUAAACUUGAAGACAAGAUUGAAGAUGGGGAGGCAGUAGACUGCAAGAAGAGGCCAGACGACGGGGAGGAGUUGGAGGAGGAUGCUGUGCACAGCUGUGACAGCUGCCUCCAGGUGUUCGAGUCACUGAGUGAUAUCACAGAGCACAAGAUCCAUCAGUGCCAGCUGACAGAUGGAGUUGAUGUUGAGGACGACCCCACCUGCUCUUGGCCAGCUUCCUCACCUUCCAGUAAGGACCAGACUUCCCCCAGCCAUGGCGAAGGCUGUGAUUUCGGAGAGGAAGAAGGUGGCCCUGGACUGCCUUACCCGUGCCAGUUCUGUGACAAGUCCUUUAGCCGCCUCAGCUACCUAAAGCACCAUGAGCAGAGCCACAGUGACAAGCUGCCCUUCAAGUGUACCUACUGCAGCCGGCUGUUCAAACACAAGCGGAGCCGUGACCGGCACAUCAAGCUCCACACGGGGGACAAGAAGUACCACUGUAGCGAGUGCGACGCGGCGUUCUCCCGGAGCGACCACCUCAAGAUCCACUUAAAGACUCAUACCUCCAACAAGCCAUACAAGUGCGCCGUCUGCCGCAGAGGCUUCCUGUCUUCUAGCUCCUUGCACGGACAUAUGCAGGUUCAUGAGCGGAGCAAGGACGGCUCCCAGUCUGGCUCCAGGAUGGAGGACUGGAAGAUGAAGGACACUCAGAAGUGCAGCCAGUGUGAGGAAGGCUUUGACUUCCCAGAAGACCUCCAGAAGCACAUCGCGGAGUGCCACCCCGAGUGCUCCCCAAAUGAGGACAGGGCAGCCCUCCAGUGCGUGUACUGCCACGAGCUGUUUGUGGAGGAGACCUCCCUCAUGAACCACAUAGAGCAGGUGCACGGGGGUGAGAAAAAGAACUCAUGUAGCAUCUGCUCAGAGAGCUUCCUCACUGUCGAGGAGCUGUAUAGCCACAUGGACAGCCACCAGCAACCAGAGUCCUGCAAUCACAGCAACAGCCCUUCCCUGGUCACCGUGGGAUACACCUCUGUGUCCAGCACCACUCCAGAUUCCAACCUCUCAGUGGACAGCUCAACCAUGGUGGAGGCCGCACCACCAAUUCCAAAGAGCCGCGGGAGGAAGCGAGCUGCCCAGCAGACCUCCGAGAUGACUGGCCCCUCCAGUAAACAGGCGAAAGUCACCUACAGCUGCAUUUACUGCAACAAGCAGUUAUUCUCGAGUCUCGCGGUCCUGCAGAUUCACUUGAAAACUAUGCAUUUAGAUAAGCCGGAGCAGGCUCAUAUCUGUCAGUAUUGCUUGGAGGUCUUGCCCUCACUCUAUAACCUAAACGAACAUCUUAAACAAGUGCACGAAGCUCAGGACCCGGGCCUGAUUGUUUCGGCCAUGCCUGCCAUCGUUUACCAGUGCAACUUCUGUUCCGAAGUUGUCAAUGACCUCAACACCCUUCAGGAGCACAUCCGAUGUUCUCACGGGUUUGCCAAUCCCGCAGCCAAGGACAGCAAUGCUUUCUUUUGUCCCCAUUGUUACAUGGGGUUUCUCACAGACUCUUCCCUUGAAGAGCAUAUAAGGCAGGUCCACUGUGACCUCAGCGGCUCCCGGUUUGGGUCUCCCGUGCUUGGGACUCCGAAAGAACCGGUGGUUGAAGUCUACUCCUGUUCCUAUUGUACAAACUCGCCAAUAUUCAACAGUGUUCUUAAACUGAAUAAGCAUAUUAAAGAGAAUCAUAAAAACAUUCCCUUGGCCCUGAAUUAUAUUCACAAUGGGAAGAAAUCCCGGGCCUUGAGCCCCUUGUCUCCUGUGGCUAUAGAACAGACAUCGCUUAAGAUGAUGCAGACAGUGGGAGGUGGCCCUGCCCGUGCUGCUGGAGAAUAUAUCUGUAAUCAGUGUGGUGCUAAGUACACGUCCCUAGACAGCUUUCAGACUCACCUCAAAACCCAUUUGGACACCGUGCUGCCGAAACUGACCUGUCCUCAGUGUAACAAAGAGUUCCCCAAUCAGGAGUCCCUGCUGAAGCACGUGACCAUCCACUUCAUGAUCACCUCCACCUACUACAUCUGCGAGAGCUGCGACAAGCAGUUCACCUCCGUGGACGACCUCCAGAAGCACCUGCUGGACAUGCACACCUUCGUGUUCUUCCGCUGCACGCUGUGCCAGGAGGUGUUCGACUCGAAGGUGUCCAUCCAGCUGCACCUGGCCGUGAAGCACAGCAACGAGAAGAAGAUGUACCGCUGCACCGCCUGCAACUGGGACUUCCGCAACGAGACCGACCUGCAGCUGCACGUGAAGCACAACCACCUGGAGAACCAGGGCAAGGUGCACAAGUGCAUCUUCUGUGGCGAGACCUUCAGCACCGAGGUGGAGCUGCAGUGCCACAUCACCACGCACAGCAAGAAGUACAACUGCAGGUUCUGCAGCAAAGCCUUCCACGCCGUCAUCCUGCUGGAGAAGCAUCUGCGGGAGAAGCACUGCGUGUUUGAAACCAAGACCCCCAACUGUGGCACCAACGGGCCUCGGAGCAGGUGCAGAAGGAGGAGGCCGAGCUGCAGACCUUGCUCACCAACAGCCAGGAGUCCCAUAACAGCCAUGACGGGAGCGAGGAGGACGUGGACAGCUCCGAACCCAUGUAUGGUUGCGACAUCUGCGGGGCGGCCUACACCAUGGAGACUCUGCUGCAGAACCACCAGAGAGCGCUCUUCCCUUUUGACUCUGAAACACAAAGUCACGCACAGCAAGAGCUUGGAUACUGGAAACUGCCGCAUUUGCAAGAUGCCCCUGCAGAGCGAGGAGGAGUUCUUAGAGCACUGUCAGAUGCACCCUGACCUGAGGAAUUCCCUCACCGGGUUUCGCUGCGUGGUGUGCAUGCAGACUGUGACCUCCACCUUGGAACUCAAAAUCCACGGGACCUUCCACAUGCAGAAGACGGGGAACGGGUCCUCCGUGCAGACCACCGGGCGUGGCCAGCACGUUCAGAAACUGUAUAAGUGCGCAUCUUGCCUCAAAGAGUUCCGUUCCAAGCAAGACCUGGUGAAACUUGAUAUCAACGGCCUGCCAUAUGGUCUCUGUGCCGGCUGCGUGAAUCUCAGUAAGAGCAGUAGCCCGGGCCUCGGUCUCCCUCCUGUUGCGAGCAGACCGGGCUUGGGCCAGAAUGAGGGUCUGAGCGCCAUGGAAGGAAAAGGCAAGGCAGGGGGUCUGAAGACGACUCGCUGUUCAAGCUGCAAUGUCAAGUUUGAGUCUGAAAGUGAACUGCAGAACCACAUCCAGACGGUGCACCGGGAGCUCGUGCCAGACGCCAACAGCACACAGUUGAAAACGCCCCAAGUGUCACCCAUGCCCAGAAUCAGUCCCUCCCAGUCAGAUGAGAAGAAGACCUACCAGUGUAUCAAGUGUCAGAUGGUUUUCUACAACGAGUGGGACAUCCAGGUUCAUGUGGCAAAUCACAUGAUUGAUGAAGGGCUGAACCAUGAAUGCAAACUCUGCAGCCAGACCUUUGACUCCCCUGCCAAACUUCAGUGUCACCUGAUAGAGCACAGCUUCGAAGGGAUGGGAGGCACCUUCAAGUGCCCCGUCUGUUUCACAGUGUUUGUCCAAGCUAACAAGUUGCAGCAGCACAUAUUCUCCGCCCAUGGACAAGAAGACAAAAUCUAUGACUGCACACAAUGCCCUCAGAAGUUUUUCUUCCAAACAGAGCUACAGAAUCAUACGAUGACUCAGCAUAGCAGUUAGUUCACAUACGCACAACCUCUCUCGAGGAGAAGGACUUUUGUGGCACAAAAAGGGAACAUGUUUUACUCUUUGCACGAAACUCCCAUUGUUAAUGUAUAUUCUUCAGAAGCAUUGUAUUGUAUCAUACAACUUGUAUUAUGAAAACUGUUGGAUGUUCAUGUGUUGGAACUUUUGAGCACCAGAUAGACCCCUUGUAUAUAAAGUGUUGCACAUGUACUAUGUCGCCAAUGCUACAAUGGUCUUAAAAAGACAAGUGGACUUGGGCCCUGUCCAGGCAAGAUUUUCAAAGUGAUAAAAAUGGCUUAAGAGAAAAUGUUUCCAAGGAAGACAGAACUUAAAUGAACUCUUAUCACAUGACUAUGGUUGGACUUCCUUUUAUGUACACUUAAGCCUAGAACUUCUCUUUUUGGUAUAUCAAUGGUUAAAACCCAAGACUAUUUUUUAUUGCUGGAGAUUCUCGUGAACCAUGAAGAGACACUCUCACAGAACAGAACCCCACAUCUGGAUACGGCCCAUAUAUAUAUUUGUAAGCCUUGCAGUGUGACAGGUAGCCUCGCCAUAUAUGCAAUAGUUGUUAUGUAGACUGUCAACGAUUUUUUUUUUCCUGGCUACAUUUGAAGCUUUGAGUGUUCGAGGUUCUCCUUAAUGAUUUCACACAGCCAAAUCCUUGAAUCGGUUGAACUAACCUGUAUGUUACUGUUCUCAAUGUUUACUCUGCGGUCUGAACCUGGAGAUUACUGGAAUUGUUUUCCAAGAGGAAAUAAAUUCAGUUUACCAUCAGCUAUGAGUGUAUUUGUGUGUUUUCCUUUUCUAGUUAGUGUUACCAUUAAAAACAAAGGAAGAAAAGGAAAUCUAAUUGCCUGCCCCCUUGGCUGUGAAACCUGCUCCCAGGCCAAUCCCAGGUAUAGCCUCAAUCGUUUGUAACCUUUGCACACUGGGCCAAGUGCAGCAGGGAGGAGAUUCAUCACGCUGCACGGGAAGAAAUCAGACCCAGUCUUCUUGAACUGUCUUAGAUCUACCAGGUCACAUUGUACUUGAGGACUCUGACAUCACAGAUGGAUGUGAUAGCUGUUUUCUGCAUAAUUUGCAGCCCAAUUCGUGUCAUGCUGUGCAAAUCUGAACUCGUGGUGGAUGGCUGCAAUUCGAGCGGCUGUUUGGCUUAUGUGUGCUUAAGAAGCAGCAUUGUUCAAAGACAAAGUGCAGAGCAUCGAGUCAGAGGGCUGUUAGUUCUGCUUCUGCUGCUGGCUCCCAGUGGAGCCCUCUCCAAAUGGCUUCAUCUCCUGGCCUGGGAUCACCCGGCCAGGGAAGGUAAUGGAACUCGGUCAUCAGCUUUCCACAGGCAGGAGAUGGCUCUACAAGACGCUUGUCUCCACAGCCUACCACAAAAUGCUGAAAAGGAGAAGCCCCUGGUUUCAGAGCUUUUGCAUAUUUUUUUUUAAAGAAGAGAAGGAUAGCAGUGUGUGUCCCGGACCCUGAUAGGCAUUAUUAGUCUGAAUAGUAUAAGUAUAAACUCGAUACUCAUGGAGCACGUUCACGGAAUCGUGCUUAAAACGGUUACCACACUCUGAGGCCUGUGACCUCUGGUAAACCCUGAAGAUCUCAAGCAAACAGCAAUAAUCACCGCAGUAUUUUGAGGUAAGAAAAAUGCAACCUGGACUGAUGGCUGUGACGAUCCCUUGUCACCAGUGGACCAGCCUGUGAGAGCCACAUCUCCAGCAGUACAAGGCAGGGGCGCUGCUGUUCUAAAACUUAGCCUCCUUGACAUCCCGGUGCAGGACUUGCGUGCUCCAUCUUGCUGGGCUGGACAUGACCCCCGCCCCCACCGCCAGAGCCUCGGAUUCAUUCAGGCUCCCGCUUUGGCUUCCCUAAGAAUUCUGGGUAACGCUGGUUGCAGACCCCACUUUGAGAACCACUGGCCCUACCUCAUUUACAAGUCGUGGAAUGAAUGAGGUGUGAAUAACCAAGCACCAAGUGAUAUUCUCUGCUGUGUUUCCAAUUAAAAAAAAAAAAACUUUUGUCAAAUUUUAUUAUCAUUCACAAACAAGUAUUUUGUAGUGAUUAAAGUAUACACAUCUGC